Molecule: messenger RNA, 1969 nt
Organism: Triplophysa dalaica
Lineage: Eukaryota; Metazoa; Chordata; Actinopteri; Cypriniformes; Nemacheilidae
Product: high choriolytic enzyme 1-like
Exons: 9
Coding region: 1056-1859 (267 amino acids)
Biological process (GO): proteolysis
Molecular function (GO): zinc ion binding; metalloendopeptidase activity
Source: RefSeq, a predicted model, not a curated record
GUCAUUUUCGAAAUGCAAAAAUAUGUGAUACAAAUAAAAGAGAGAUUUUAUUUUAGGCCCAUUUGGCACUAAAUAAAGGAGGGCAGUGAUAAAAUCUGCCUUGAAAGGCGUUUAAGUAUGCUGCUCCCUCUACAUGGAACAAGUUACAGAAAUCCAUGAAAUUUAAUAAACUGGUCUCAUCGGACAAUUUUAAGAGGAUGUUAACUGACUUGGAGGCAGCCACAUCUGGCAGUAGUUGUUAUGCCUGAUGUCUAAUGGAUUGUGGUUGACUUUAAAGGGUUUGAUAUUUUAGUUGUUCUAUAUUAUUAUUAUUUUAGUGAAUUUUAUGUCUGUAUUUAUGUAUGGUUGCACUGCUGCCCAGGACCCAGAGAUGUUUAAUCUCUCUCCUCCUGGUUAAAUAAAGGUCAUAAAAAAUAACAAAUUGCACUAUUUAGCCACCUAAAAACACAGCGAGGAAAUAUCUUUCACUGUGAUCAACCCUAUUUUCAGGGUGGAAAAAUGCACAUAACAUUACAUUGCAGUAUAUUACAUCACGUGUCCCCACACACAGAUUCUAGAAAUUAAAUGACAGUGUGAAUGAACAAAAUCUAUAGAUUCCGGGACAACUUCAAUUUUCAGUGUAUUUUCCAGGAUCUCUGUGUGAAAAGGGCUUUACAUUUUUAGCCAGCCCAAGAACUCCUAAAAUAUAACAAAAGUUUCAUCUUUGCUUUACAUUAUUUUUAGAGAUUAUUAGUUAGAUAUUAUAUUAUUCAUAUGUGUACACCUGGUUGCAACUUGCAACAGUAUAUGAUCAAUUUCAAAAUGUCCGAGGCUUGAGGCCUCUGUUUUAGACUAAUUCUUAAUAAAUACACAAAUGUAAUCUUGUUUAGUGUUGUAAUCACAUGCUAGAAGCAUUUGAAAUCUUUUAAAAUGUCUGUGUUGAUUUUAACUUUAAACCCAAUAGUAGGCACUCCCAGAUGGCUAAUAUAUGGUAAAUAUAUAAGAAAGGCUUUCACUCAGUUCCCUCGCAGUUCUACACUCGGCGAGAAACUAUUUUUAAGACACACUGAGGGAAAAUGGAGCGUUUACUUCUAGUGUCCAUCUUGAAUGUGCUGCUAAAUCUGUCUCGAGCCGUUCCUGCUACAGUGUUGCCCACUGAUCAAGAUGUUGAAUCUCAACCUGAUGAAAGGGAUAUUUCGUCAAGAAUUCUGGAAGCAAACAAAGAGAUAAGUGAAAUGUUGCUGGAGGGAGAUGUGGCUUUGCCUAGAACAAGGAAUGCCAUUAAAUGCUUGACUAGCUACUGCAAAUGGCCAAAAUCUUCAUCCGGACGGGUUGAAGUGCCUUACACCAUUGCUGACUUCUUCUAUACCGAAGAGAAAGCAGUUAUUUUAAGUGCGAUGAAGAACAUUGCUGAAAAAACGUGCAUUAGUUUCGUGCCCCAAACAAAUCAAUUUGAAUACAUCAGUAUUGAGAGUCUACUGGGGUGCUGGUCUAGCGUAGGACGAACUGGAGGUAAACAGCAACUGUCUCUGUCAGUGGAGGGUUGUGUUUAUUAUGGUAUCGUUGAACACGAGCUCCUCCACGCUCUUGGUUUCCACCAUGAGCACACCAGGAGCGACAGGGACCAGUAUGUCCGCAUCAACUGGGAAAACAUUCCAAAAGCAUCCGCAUACAACUUUGAGAAGAAAGACACAAAUAAUCUGAAAACCCCUUAUGACUACAAUUCCAUCAUGCAUUACGGAAGGACUUCCUUCACCUUACAGUAUGGGAAGGAAACCAUCACUCCUAUUCCUGACUCAUCAGUGAAGAUCGGACAGAGGCAGGAAAUGUCUAACAUUGACAUUCAGAGGAUCAACAAUCUCUAUGAAUGUGCUCUAUGAAGUGGAUUCAACCCUAAUUGAAAUACUGACUGUUGCAGAACAAACAGAGUUACCACUGCUCUGUUAAAUGAAAACAUUUGUAUUCCUUUUUUGUCUGUAACUUAAUUUUG